UGAAUAUUGUAUAUAUUUGGUUUCGAAAAAAUUGGAGGGUUAAUAUGGAAACAAGAAAAAAUAACGAGGAGAAACCUGAAUGCUUAAAAAAAGGGCUGCGUGCGCAGCGCUUACAAGAUCUUUUAGAUAAGUCAUUGGGGCAAACGAUUAAAGCAUGUAGUUAUGAGCAGAUUGCAAAAUGUUUUCCUACAUUAGCUAAGAACUCACCAGAAGUUCUUAAAAAUGUUCAUGAGCAGGUUAUUUCAUUUUUAAGAAGUUCGUGUGAUAGGGAAUUUUCAAUUAUAUUUGAGGAGAGAGAUGUAAUUUCUAGAUUAAAUGAUCUUGAUGGACUUAUAAAUGAUGCGAAAUCUCGUCAAGAAAGGGGAGAUCCGUCAACUGUUUUAUCAGCUUUUCUAUCUCCAGAGCAUAUUAUUAAUUCAUAUCUUUAUCCUCUUAUGGUAAAAGAGCAUUCGGUAUUAAAAAAUCAGUUAGAAACUAUACAAGCGCAAAAUGAUAAUUUUUAUGAAAAAAUAUCUUCUCAACGUGAAGAAAUAAUGCAAUUAACUACUUUUAUGAAAAAAACAAUCGAAGAAUUGGAUCUUGCUGUACAACGUUCUAUUCAAACACCUAUACAAACUCUUCAAACGCAAAUGGAUGAAAUUGUUCCAAUUCUUCAGGCUGGAUUAUAGCCUUUAUCGAUAUUAUCUGCUUUUUUUAUUAUUUUAAUACUUUUU
Molecule: messenger RNA, 713 nt
Organism: Pneumocystis carinii B80
Lineage: Eukaryota; Fungi; Ascomycota; Pneumocystomycetes; Pneumocystales; Pneumocystaceae
Exons: 5
Coding region: 45-668 (207 amino acids)
Biological process (GO): chromosome segregation
Cellular component (GO): MIS12/MIND type complex
Source: RefSeq, a predicted model, not a curated record